UUAAAUCCGUUGUAAGGUUGAAAUAAUCGGAAAACAACAACAACAACGAAAAAAUUCAAAUUACACAAAUAAACACCACUAUAUAUGCAUCCAGCACCACCACCACCAACGACAACAACAAAAGAUAGAAACGAUACCAAACCAUCAUUAUCGGUGGCCAAUUUUUAUGGAUUACAGCCAGAAGGAUUGAAGAAUACACAACAUGAAUCAUCAUCCACGACAACAGCAGCAACAACAACAAGUCCAUAUGAUUGUUAUGUAUUUGUUAUCUAUUGUCCAAAUCAUAGAAAAGUGGCCAUAUCAAAGCCAGAUGAUCGACCAAUUGUUUGGUUACCAUUUACGACAUCAUUGAUCACAUCGAUUAUUGAUGAUUAUCAUUACACGGAUAAUGCCUAUAAUGGUGUUAUGAUUAUUUUGACCGAUAAUAAUGAAAAUCAAAUGAAAAUUUUGCGACAACAAAAUCAUCCACAACCAUUCAAUCAAUGUCAAUGUAUAGAAAUAUUUCGUCUACAAUCACCACAAACAUCGAAAUUCGUUGUACGUCAAACAUAUUUUGUUGAAUUAAAUGGAUCAUCAAAUCAACAAUUUGUUUGUUGCCAAGACAAUAAACAUGUUAAAUGGAUCGCCGUUGAUGAAUUAUUAAACAAUUAUGUAGCAAACCUAUGGGGACCAGAAUUGAUACAAUUCUUACGACAAUCGAUGAAAAAACCAAUUUUGCAACAAAUACAAGAAUAUAGCCUUGAAAAAGCAUAUCAUUUUCUGCCAAGAGAAGUGCCAAGAAAUAUUGAAGAAUCAAUUCUUCGAUCAGCACGUUUAACUGAAAAAGAUGUCGAACGUCUUUAUACGGAUUUUGUGGAACAUUGUUAUCCAAGUACAUAUCAAACAUUUGAAUCAUUUCGUUGUUAUAUGGAAAAAUUUGGUUUCAAUCGUCGUGAUUGUCGUUUAAAUUCAUUGUUUAAUGCUUUUAAUUUUAAAAAUAAUGGAUUUUUAUCAUUUCAUGAAUUAUUACUUGGAUUGGCAACAAUUGAACCAGACACUGUCCAUGGUGAAUGGAGAGUACGAUUUAUUUUUCGUUAUUACAAUAAUAAUUGUACCGGUAAUCUUGAUAUGAAUGAAUUUCAAAAAAUGAUUUCCGAUAUGAAUCCAGGAUUAUCAUCAUCAUCAUCGGCGGAAUCAAUUGAUUUGAAAAUGAAACAAUCAGCGAAUGAAAUUGGAACGAAAAUUGUUAAUGGUAAAACAGUGAUUACCUGCGAUGAUUUUGUACUGGCUAUUGGUCAACAUCGUUUUCGUGGCACUUCUUCAUUAUGUAGAUCAACCAAAUCGUUAUUCUUGCAGAUUUCACGUGCAAUGGCAGCAAAAGCUUUGAAAAAAUCAGAUAAAUUUCAUAAUAUUGAAUCAAUUAUCGAUCAAUUUCAAGGAAUUUGUUUGAAUUGUAAAGAAAAACAAUACCGUCUUGCAUGUCAUUCGAUAAAAUUAGAUUCAAAUGGUUCAAUUAUCGAUGUUUCACAAAUCAUCAAUUAUCAUAAUAAUCAAUUGAAAUCACCAGAAGAAUUGGCUGCAAUUAAUUAUUCCAAUGAAUUUCAAUUCAACAUGGAAUCAUCAGCGCCGAAUUUGAUGAUUAAAUUAAUUCGUGAAUUUCAUCCAAAUAAAGGUACGAAUAAAAAACCAAAUGGAUUAUUGGAAAAUGAUAAAGAAUUAUUAUGGAAAUUAAUCACCGCUUUAUGUAAUGAUAUGAAUCGAUUAUUGGAUCAUGAAGAUAGAUGUGUACGAAUUUUGUCACCAUGUUAUGUUAUCGGUGAUAUACACGGUAAUCUUGAUGAUCUACUUACUAUGGAACAAGUUCUAUGGAAACGAAUACCAUGUGUUGGUAGUAAUUUCCUUUUCCUAGGCGAUUAUGUUGAUCGUGGCCAGUGGAGCGUUGAAUGUUGUUUAUAUUUGAUGGCAUUCAAAAUACUUUGUCCAAAUAAAGUGACCAUGUUACGUGGCAAUCAUGAAGUACGUAGUUUACAAAUAUUUUAUUCAUAUAAAAAAGAAUGUCUAAGAAAAUAUGGUGAAACAAUGGGUGAAAAAAUCUGGGAAAUUACAAAUCAAAUUUUUGAUAAAUUACCAAUUUCAGCAACAAUUGAUGGCACAAUAUUCUGUUCACAUGGUGGAAUACCAAAAUCGGCAAAAACAUUGCAAGAAAUAAAUCAAAUUCCCAGGAAAUUACCGGAACCAGAAAAAGAAUCACCCAUUGCAUGGGAAAUAUUGUGGUCAGAUCCAUGUCAUCAGCAACAAUUUAUUGAAAUGUGUAAUUUUUUCGACAUCGAUCAUCAUGAUACAAAUGGUUAUUUGAAUAAUAUACGCAGAGGUACUGCAUAUCAUUUUAAUGAAUUUGCAACGACAAAAUUCCUGGCCAAUAAUGGCCUAACAAAAAUGAUACGUGGACAUGAAGUACCGCAACAAGGUUAUCAAUUUCAUUUCAAUGAUGGUAAAUGUUUGACAAUAUUUUCUAGUUCACAUUAUUGUGGUAAUCAAAAUCAUUGUGCAUUGGUAUUGAUUGAUCAACAGCAACAAAUUGUUCGCAUUAUACGGUUAGAUACUUAUAAUAAAUUUUGAAAUUUUAAAAUUUUAAUUUAAAACAAAAUAAAAGACAAGAUUAUAUAAAUUGGAA
Messenger RNA from Dermatophagoides farinae (American house dust mite), 2653 nucleotides. RefSeq lists its product as uncharacterized. The record is from RefSeq and is a predicted model, not a curated record. Lineage: Eukaryota; Metazoa; Arthropoda; Arachnida; Sarcoptiformes; Pyroglyphidae. Gene Ontology annotation, cellular component: cytoplasm; nucleus. Gene Ontology annotation, molecular function: protein serine/threonine phosphatase activity.